CACCUACCCUAAAACAUAAUGGACCAAUUUUGUCAUUUUCUCAAUUCCUAACACUUUUAAUUUCAAUUACAGCCUCUGGCGACAUAUUAUGACUAUCUCAAUAAUCUGACCAACCCCAUCUCACAUUAAUCAAGAUUCCUCUUUUCUGAUCAGAUUUUUAUUUUGUGGAAAUGGAGUUCUUGGAAAGACCUGAUGCUCAAUUGAUUGUUGGGGUUGCUGUUGCUGUUGUUGCUGUUGGUGCUACUGCAUAUCUUUACCUGUCUUCCAAGAAGUCCAAAGUAUGUUUAAAUCCUGAAGAAUUCAAGGGAUUUAAGCUUGUUAAGCGCACACAACUUAGCCAUAAUGUGGCAAAGUUCAGAUUUGAACUUCCAACACCCACUUCCGUGUUGGGCCUACCCAUUGGACAGCACAUUAGUUGCAGGGGCAAAGAUAGUCAAGGUGAAGAGGUUGUUAAACCAUACACACCAACUACUUUGGACUCUGACGUUGGAUAUUUUGAAUUAGUUAUAAAGAUGUAUCCUCAAGGAAGGAUGUCACAUCAUUUCCGGGAAAUGCGUGUGGGUGAUUAUAUGGAAGUGAAGGGACCGAAGGGACGCUUUAAGUACCAGCCUGGCCAAGUUAGAGCAUUUGGAAUGCUUGCAGGAGGCUCUGGCAUUACCCCGAUGUUCCAGGUUGCUAGAGCUAUUCUUGAAAAUCCUAACGACAGGACGAAGGUGCACCUGAUAUAUGCUAAUGUCACUUCUGAAGAUAUUCUUCUGAAGGAAGAGUUGGACGGCCUUACUGCUAACUAUCCUGACCGUUUCAAAGUUUAUUACGUCUUGAAUCAGCCUCCGGAAGGAUGGAGUGGUGGUGUUGGAUUUGUCUCCAAAGAAAUGAUCCAGACUCAUUGCCCUGCCCCAGCAGCUGACAUUAAGAUACUGAGGUGCGGUCCACCACCAAUGAACAAGGCUAUGGCUGCUCAUCUUGAAGCCCUUGGAUAUACCCCGGAGAUGCAAUUCCAAUUCUAACUCCCCUAUUUUUCUUUUUAAUUUUUUAUCCGAGCAUUGAAAUUAAUCUCAAUAUAAAAGAUGUUGCUUUUUAUAGUCUGAUGAAAGACAUUUUUCGUCUGUACUUGGAUUAUAUGUCUGUUAAAUUGAGUUUCAGGGAAUUAAAGCGACUCUAAACCGUGUUUACAAAUUUGAAUAACAUCUCAAUCCUUGAGUAGAAA
Messenger RNA from Lycium barbarum (goji berry), 1207 nucleotides. Its product is annotated as NADH--cytochrome b5 reductase 1. Bases 171 to 1007 code for a protein of 278 amino acids. Gene Ontology annotation, biological process: electron transport chain. The transcript has 10 exons. The record is from RefSeq and is a predicted model, not a curated record. Gene Ontology annotation, molecular function: cytochrome-b5 reductase activity, acting on NAD(P)H. Lineage: Eukaryota; Viridiplantae; Streptophyta; Magnoliopsida; Solanales; Solanaceae.